UCAAUAUUUGGCAGUUUACUUGCAGAAAUAUUUGUAGGAGGUUUGAGGAAGACAUGUGCUUGUCCGUACAGACACACAACAGUGGUGGCAUACAUCAACCACCAGGACGGCCUCAGAUCUCCCAGCUUUUGCUCUGGGUGCUCCGCUGUGUCUGGAGAAAAUCAGCCAGGACCGGGCCAAGGAACUUUUAGUAGCCCUUUAUUGGCCCAGGAGACUGGUGUUCAGCUGAUACAUCUCCUGAGAGGCCAGCUGUGGACACUGCCCAAGCGCCGCAACCUGCUCAGGCAGACGUAGGGGAGUUUAUGGCAUCCCAAUUCAUCAAGCCUGCAGCUCUGGCUCUGGUCCCUGAACGUCUGCCUUUGAGCCGUCUGGGUCUUUCCAAUAGGAUUAUUGACACCCUGCAAAAUGCCAGAGCAGCGUCCACGCGUUCCUAGUACUGGUAGAAGUGGGACGUCUUUCAGACGUGGUGCCUGCCUCGGGGGUUCGGCCCCAUGGCCUGUCCCAUGGCAAUUAUACUGCAAUUUGUGCAGUACCUGUUUGACGAGGGGAAAUCCCUAUUUCAGUUUGCCAUGUCAAAAUGGACAGACUCCCCAGCUUUGGCUGCCUAUGAAGGAUAUUGUUCCUCGCUGGAGGCUUAACGUGGUGCUUGAAGCACUUAUGAAGCCUCCAUUUGAGCCCUUGCAUUCAGCUAUGCUGAAAUAUGUAUUGCUAAAGCAGCUUUCUUGCUUGCAAUCACUUCUGCAAAGCAGGUGAGUGAGAUGCAGGCAAUCUCAAUUGCAAAAGCCUGAUUAAUUUUUGCAGAAGCAACCAAACCUGCUUUUUUUGCCCAAAAUUAUCUCAGCAUUUCAUGUCAACCGGUCUGUGGAAUUGGAGGCUUUCCAUCCACCUCCUUUCCAGUCAGACAGAGAGCAGCAGCUCCAUACAGUACGUUCUGUCUUGUGUGGGCACUAGUGUAUUAUAUUGAUAGGACGAAAAAUUGGAGGUAGUCCGAACAGUUUGUCUGCUAUAGGGCUAAUUCCCAAGGUCAAGCCCUGUCUAAACAGAGGCUGUCCAAAUAGCCAACUUGCCCCCUCCAAAGAAGCUCACUGCCCAUUCCACCAGGGGCAUGGCAACUUUGUGGGCUUUAUUCCAGGGUACAUCUGCCAAGGACAUUUGCAAUGCAGCGGUGUGGGUUACUCCCCAUACCUUUACUAGGUUCUACAGACUGAAUGUCGUGAAUCCUCAAAACCCUGGCUAUGGAACUAGUGUUAAGGGCUGCUUCCGAGUCAACCUUACAACACAGACAGAGAGGUGAGUUCUCCCUCAAUUUUUGUACUUCAAAGGGAACCAUUAACAUUCAAGGUUGCUGCAUCCAUGAUUGAAGCAGGCUUGAAGGAAAAAUGACGCUGAGUUGUGUGUGUGUGCAGUCCUUUUAUACUCUCGGGGGCGGGCAUGACUGCGUCACAGAGGCUCGGCUGAGCAGCUGUGAUAUAUUUAAUCAGGUUUAGGUCUUUAGGUAAAUACCCAUUUGGUAAUGAUUUCAUUUCUGUUUCAAGGAACCAGGGUUAUGACAAAAACCUAACUUUUUCCUCAAUGUGCACACUACAUGUUGUUUGCAAGGAAUACAAGCCUGUCGACCUGCUCUGCAUCCAAGGCGUCAGGCUUUGUGUUCACAUUGAAUACUUACAAAGCACUUUCAAAAUGGAUUUGCUGUUUGUCCGGAUGGGACCAGCAAGUCAGAUGAUAGUUAACACUUGAGCAGGAAAAAAGAACACGCCCACUUCUUGCCUUUGGCAGAAAUACGAGUUUGGUGCGAUUUCAUUGAUAAACUAAAUAAUGAACUAUGAGCGUUACAAAAAAAUAAUUGUUCAACUGAUUAUCCAGUAUUUAUCUCAAUGUAUGUAAUGACGAAUCAAUUUUCGAUUUAAUUGUACCAGCCCUAAUUAUACACACACAGCAGUCCGUCACAUAUCCAACUGUGGUAGGACCAGAGUAAGGGUGGAUAUGUAAAAAGUCAGAUGAAUGAAUCCUGUUUUAAAUGCCAUUAUACACAGCUGUAACAAUUAAUAUGUUCAUACAAUUAUUGAUUUGAGAUUCAGCUUUUAUUGGGAGCUCCCCUAAAUCCCUUGUUUAGAAAGAUACAGGGUAUUAAAGCUUGUGACAGAGUAGCCAUCUGCCGUGUGGGUGAGUGCAUUCGCUGCUGAGUGACAGGCAGGUGAUCGAGAUGGAGGUUGAAGUUGAUACGCCCCCCGCAGGUGAACUGGAUUUGUUUACAUAUCAACACACAGCUCAUGUGACACUACCAUCAAUGGCAGCGCAUGGAGCACAUACAACCCAGUGUACGAAAACUUAGGUAGGAUCUACAAUAUCUAAACUAAUCUUCUCUGUUCAAUAAUAAACUAACAUUGCUGAAGAGGCUGAUCAUGAUGGAUAAACGGUUAGGGCGGAUAUGUGACCUGUGGAUAUGUGACGGAUUACUGUAUAUAUAUAUAUAUAUAUAUAUAUAUAUAUAUUAUUUAUUUCUUAGCAGACGCCCUUAUCCAGGGCGACUUACAAUUGUUACAAGAUAUCACAUUAUACAUUAUUUCACAUUAUACAGAUAUGACAUUAUUUUACAUACAAUUCCCCAUUUAUACAGUUGGGUUUUUACUGGAGCAAUCUAGGUAAAGUACCUUGCUCAAGGGUACAACAGCAGUGUCCCCCACUGGGGAUUGAACCCACAACCCUCGGGUCAAGAGUCCAGAGCCCUAACCACUACUCCACACUGCUGCCCUAAAUAUAUAUAUAUAUUGUAGAAAGAGCGGCGUCGCCUUUAAGAAAUGGCGACGCCAUUUGAAAAACUAUACAACCCAGGAACCUAAGCUUUAAUAAGGAAGGCGGGGUUUCUGGGUAUAAAGGGAAGUGGAGCGGUACAGCAGGGGGUGAUCGUAGGGAGCACCGCCGGUGUGUACUGCUGAACAGGGCUCAGAGAAUUGAAAGUGCAUUAAAGUGAACGUUUGGUUUCGUUUUGAGUAAAGCUGUAUUUUGUUUUACUGUGGGCGUUUAUCCUCUUUGUGAGGUAGUCUUUUGUUUUGUUAAAGUUUAAUUUAUUUUUAUGAAAUACCGGACAAGAGACGCUGGCUACCGGUGACGAAUUUAAAACAAUUCCGCAGUUUCCGUGACGGUUGGGACCGUCACAACUGCCGUUUGUAUAUGGGUGUAUGUUUGUCUCGGGACUCAGAGGGAAGCGCGCAUGAAGACGCAGCACAAUUAGCGAACUGUAAUAAUAAGAACGGAGGCAACGGUCUGGAGUUUUGGGACGUGGCUUUUAUUGUACAGACAGGAACUGCAGUUUCCACAGGCGGUGUAAACAAACAAGGAUAUUGUGUUUGAACUCUGGGAUACCCCCGUGUUCCUGUGAAGCACUGGGACAUUGGUUGCAGGGGUUCACCCCCACAACCAGGAUACAAUUCCAUUUGCAUUCUUGUGGAUUAUUACCAGUCUUGCAGCGAUACUCCAGCUGUGGGUGUCCACGUUGUUCUUACCUAUCACCUGUGUUCAAGGAUACUCCAACAGGGGGAGGAGAAUCUCUCUGUUCUUGUCUGUGUUUCAGCCAGUUCCAGCAGAGGGAGUCUGCGUUACCCUGACCUGUUACAGAGGCAUUCCAACAGAGGGUGUCUUUGUGUUCCUACCUGCGUUACGACAAGGCUCCAGCAGAGGGAGUCUGCGUUGUCCUGACCUGUGUUACAGAGACAUUCCGGCAGAGGGCGUUCCUUCUUCUUACCUGUGUGGCCGAGAGACUCCAGCAGAGGGCACCGGGUCCAUACUUACCUGUGUAGCAGGAAUACUCCACAGGGAAAGGACUUGCAAAGGCCUCGGCCUGCUGGACUCGGUACUUCUGAAUCAGUUAGUGAGGGACGAAGAAGUGAGCUAGUUAGUGACCCGUACAGGGCUUUACUCAACGCAGAGAAAGUGAUAAUUUGUGUAAAUAUUGUAAAUAAAGAAUUACUUACCUGAACAUUCCUUGUGUCUGUGCCAGUCGGUGGAAGCAAAAGGAGAGUCACACACGGGAGUACUCUCCUGCAGCUACUAAACAGCAUCCUGUGUGAUGUCAUGGACAGUGUGAAGAUGGAAUCUAUCCCAGUUAAAGAGGAGUUCCCUGAAAUUGAACUUGCCCCCAUUAGAGUGGAGUUCUCUGGGCUGGUUUUCCUCCCUAUUAAACAGGUGCUCUAUGAGAUGGAAUGUGAAAGCAGUCAGCCAGAGGUCUUGGAGAUUAAAGCUGAGCACAAUGAAUUGGAGAUCCCACAGACCGAAGAACACCUUCCUGUUAAACAAGAAGAGGUGCUGGAAACUGUCCGUAUUAAACAGGAUCCUCCUGAAGUAGAGUUUGACCACAUGGAACCAGGGAAGGAAGAAUCCGAGGACUUCAAACCAAACAUCCCUGAGCUGGAGCCUGUACUCCUGCGGGAGUGUAGUGUGGUGCUGGAGAGAAUAUGCAUGAGAGAGCAAGGAGUUGGAGAGGAAGGCUCUCCCAACAGCAUGCAAGGAGAUGGAAAGGAAGACAGACGGUCAUGUUCAGAAUACAGUCUAGCAGGUUCCAGUCCAGCAGCUAAAGUGAGGCCGGGCGAUGGAGAAUAUCCUGACUGUGGGAAAGAUUUCACUCAGUUAGGGCAUUUUAAAAAACACCAGCAAAACACCAGCAAACCAUAUCACUGCUCUGACUGUGGGAAGAGUUUCAGUCAGUCACACAGCCUUGUUUCACACAAGCGAAUUCACACAGGAGAAAAACUAUAUCACUGCUCUGACUGUGGGAAGAGUUUCAAUGACUCAGGACACCUGAAAAGACACCAGAGAAUUCACACAGGAGAGAAACCGUAUCACUGCACUUACUGUGGUAAGAGUUUCAGAGACUCGGGAAACCUGAAAAAACACCAGCGAAUUCACACAGGAGAGAAACCAUAUUCCUGCUCUGAAUGUGGAAAGAGUUUCAAUCACUCGGGAAACCUGAAAAAACACCAGCGAAUUCACACAGGAGAGAAUCCGUAUUCCUGCUCUGAAUGUGGGAGAAGGUUCAGUCACUCGGGAAACCUGAAAAAACACCAGCAAAUUCACAGAGGAGAGAAACCGUAUUCCUGCUCUGAAUGUGGGAGAAGGUUCAGUCACUCGGGAAACCUGAAAAAACACCAGCGAAUUCACAGAGGAGAGAAACCUUAAAGAGCAUAUUAAUGGGACUUUUCACUCAUUCAGGAAAAGCAUUAACCUUGUAUUGAGUCCCUGUGUAACCUAAUCGGGACACUGAUAAUCGGUAUUUCUACUUAAAUGGGACAGAAUUCUGGGGGUGGUUCUUCCCAAUGCUAUUUGUUUAAUUGGGACGUCACUUUGUUAUUUGGGAUACAGUAUUUUGAAAUGACCAGAGAUUGCAAGACAGGUUUCUCCUUCCCCACCUGUGACUCCACCAUCUCCUCCCGUAUCUCUACCUGUCUGUCUGCUAUUUCCUCCUGGAUGCACUCGCAUCACCUCAAACUCAACCUCUCUAAAUCUGACCUCCUUUUCUUUCCCUCCUCCUCCCCCUCCUCUGAUCUCUCUAUCUCUGUUCCUCUGGAAUCUACCACACUCUUCCUCCACUAAGAACCUCGGAGUCACCCUGGACCCCUGCCUCUCUUAUUCCCAGCACAUCUCCACUCUGGCACGCACUUGCCGAUUCUUCCUGAGCAACAUCCGAAGAAUCCGACCCUUCCUCACCAACUAUGCUACCCAGCUCCUGGUCCAGGCCCUGGUACUCUCCCGCCUAGACUACUGCAACUCCCUCCUGGCUGGCCUCCCUGCGUCCGCCACCCGUCCGCUCCAGCUCAUCCAGAACUCUGCUGCCCGCCUAGUGUUCUCUCUGCCUCGCUUCGCCCACGCUACUCCACUACUCCGCUCGCUCCACUGGCUCCCGAUCACCGCUCGCAUCCAGUUCAAGACUCUUGUACUAGCCUACAGAUGCCUUGACCAGUCUGCACCCAGCUACCUCCAGACCCUCAUCUCUCCCUACACCCCCACUCGACCUCUCCGCUCCGCCUGCACUAGAAGACUAGCUCUACCACCGCUACGCUCCCCUGCCUCCAAAGCCCGCUCCUUCUCCACCCUUGCUCCGCAGUUGUGGAAUGACCUUCCUACAGAUGUCAGGACUGCCCAGUCCCUGACAACAUUCCGGCGCCUCCUUAAGACUCACCUCUUCAAAGAGCACCUGUAGAACUCCUCUGUUUGUAUCCUGGGACACUAUCACCCUUCAUGUAAAUGUGCUUUAUUUUGCUCUUAUCAGCCCCUAUUUUACUGCAUUUAAUCCUGUACUUCAGAAUACUGUAAUCUGCCAAGUUUUUAACCUGUAGUACUUUGUAUUUAAUCACAUCCUGAUGUAGCUAUCACUAUUUAAUCAUAUCCUGAUGUAACUAUCACUAUUACCUGCUGUAUUAUUGAUUUGUGGUUUGUCAAACUUGUACUUUACUUGAACAAAAGUUAUUGUAUUUCUUGCUCUUAUUGUAUUACUUGUAUUGUAACGCUUGAAAUGUUUUUGCUUACGAUUGUAAGUCGCCCUGGAUAAGGGCGUCUGCUAAGAAAUAAAUAAUAAUAAUAAUAAUAAUAACUAUCACUGUCACUGUUAUCUGCUGUAUUAUUGAAUUGUAUUUUGUCACACUUGUACUUGCUUGAACCAAAGUCAUUGUAUUUAUCUUGCUUUUAUUGUAUUACUUGUACUGUAACACUUGAAAUGUACUGUAUUUGCUUACGAUUGUAAGUCGCCCUGGAUAAGGACGUCUGCUAAUAAUAAUAAUAAUAAUAAUUAUGCUGUGACUUUAUUUCAAUGUCACAGAGGCUUCUCUGCAGUCAGUUUAAAUGCAGUCAGUGCCUGUGAGCGGAAAUAUGCAGAAAGGAAGCUAUUCCUUAACUCAUCUGAUAUACGAGUCAGGAGAAAUCGUUAACUCAGUGUGGUAAAUGAGUUUCAGAGUUUAGCAUUUAUUAUUAUUAUUAUUUAUUUCUUAGCAGACGCCCUUAUCCAUUUAAACUUAAUUAAUCUGAAAAUAAAUAAAUUGAUCAGAACGAGUAUCCCAACCCUCGUAUAUAGCAUCCCAGAGACAAGAAUGCACCGUCCUUACUGGACAGUUGCCUAGAUGAUUCAUUUUGUAAAUUCAUCAUGAUUCUAGAACCUAUGAAAUGAUAGUGUCCCAUGGCUGUAUUUCGACAUGAAUGACAAUAUUGCGUGAGGUGUGGGUUUGCAAUGUGCGUUGUCCAUGCUUUUAUUUUAGCCUGCUUUUGUAAGUUGGCCCAAAUAAUACAAGUGUAACAAGCAUGUGUACGGAUCUUAGGUACAGAAAGGCAUACAGAUUUUACACUCUGGUGACAACAUACAGUUUUAUACUGUGAUGAAUUACAAAUUAAUAUGUAGCUUAGCUACAACUGUAAUAGAUUAAGCUAUCAUUACAGAGCAUAAAAUCUAAAAUGCAGUCUGGUAAUAGAAAUAAACAGGGGGAGGAGGGGGUCUAUAGAUUUUGCAAAGGCUUUAUGUUCCUUUAGUAUAGAUAAAUAAAUGCUGAUGCAAGGCCAGGACCUUGUUAAAUUGUGUUAUGAAGACAUGUAUGUAAUCGUUGUUCUUGUGAGACUUGACUACAAUUAACACUUAAAAGUGUGCAGAUUUAAUGAUUGAUUAAUAUUAGUGCUGGGACGAACACGGAAUUUAUAUGUUUGGAUAUUGGCUCAUUGACUUUGAUUUGGAAAAAGCACAAGUCAUUUUUUGACUUGGGUGCUAAAAGGAACAUUUUAAAGAACUUUUAAAUAGCAAAACUGUAAAUAGUUAUGAUGUUGACAGCUACCCGCAGAGACUUUGGUGCAACACUAAUUUUUACGUUGUGAAUGGGGGACUUUCAAAAUAAAAAACGUUUCAUGGUAA
Acipenser ruthenus (sterlet) is the source of this 7882-nucleotide messenger RNA. Its product is annotated as zinc finger protein 79-like. The coding region runs from base 4072 to 5172 and encodes 366 amino acids. Gene Ontology annotation, biological process: regulation of transcription by RNA polymerase II. The record is from RefSeq and is a predicted model, not a curated record. NCBI's taxonomy places the organism in Eukaryota, Metazoa, Chordata, Actinopteri, Acipenseriformes, Acipenseridae. The transcript is spliced from 3 exons. Gene Ontology annotation, cellular component: PcG protein complex; transcription regulator complex. Gene Ontology annotation, molecular function: RNA polymerase II cis-regulatory region sequence-specific DNA binding; DNA-binding transcription factor activity, RNA polymerase II-specific.